Messenger RNA from Pteropus alecto (black flying fox), 2952 nucleotides. RefSeq names its product charged multivesicular body protein 6 (gene CHMP6). Bases 286 to 663 code for a protein of 125 amino acids. Gene Ontology annotation, biological process: vesicle budding from membrane; late endosome to vacuole transport via multivesicular body sorting pathway. The transcript is spliced from 7 exons. The record is from RefSeq and is a predicted model, not a curated record. Lineage: Eukaryota; Metazoa; Chordata; Mammalia; Chiroptera; Pteropodidae. Gene Ontology annotation, cellular component: multivesicular body; ESCRT III complex.
GGGCUGUGAGGUCCCUUCAGGGACCCGUGCAGCCUGCGAGGGUCACGUGCAGCGUCGGCUGGGUAGUAACGUGAGACCUGCCCUUGGCAGCAACUGAAGCAGCAGCGGGACAAGCUGAAGCAGUACCAGAAGAGGGUCACGCAGCAGCUGGAGCGGGAGCGCGAGAUCGCCCGGCAGCUCCUGCGGGACGGCAGGAAGGAACGGGCCAAGCUGCUGCUCAAGAAGAAGCGGUACCGGGAGCAGCUCCUGGACAGGACGGAGAGCCAGAUCAGCAGCCUGGAGGCGAUGGUCCAGAGCAUCGAGUUCACCCAGAUUGAAAUGAAGGUGAUCGAAGGGCUGCGGUUCGGAAACGAGUGUUUGAACAAGAUGCACCAGGUGAUGUCCAUAGAGGAGGUGGAGCGGGUGCUGGACGAGACCCAGGAGGCUGUGGAGUACCAGCGGCAAAUAGAUGAGCUGUUGGCAGGAAGCUUCACUCAGGAGGACGAAGAUGCCAUCCUAGAGGAGCUGAACGCGAUCACUCAGGAACAAAUCGAGCUCCCAGAGGUUCCUUCAGAGCCCCUGCCCGACAGGAAACCAGGUACACCCUUGCUCCGUCCUUCGGUGAACGUGAAAGAUCUUGUCCAGACCAGGCCCAAGCAGGCGGAACUGGUGGCAGCCUCCUAACUCGGCCUCGUCCCGGGGGACUGGCGGGACUCCCCGCGGCCUGGGGCCCACAGAGCCAGUGAGGCCGCCUUGACCCGGUUCCCGAAGGCAGGGCUGGUGCUGGCCGGGCAGCGGGGAGCAAGGCCCGCCAUCGGGACGUCUCCGAGGAGCCUUCGUAGCUCUGCCUCUUGCUCUCGUUUCUGGAUUAAAUGGCGGCAUUCUGAUCCUCCGGCCAAACGCAGCUUCUGAGGCUGUGGCUCCCACGGGCCACGGCCGGGCCGACGCGCCUGGUGCUGGUCUCACUCCCUGGCCCUGGCCCCGCAGGCCACUCCUCUGAGAAGGCGCGUAGACCCAGCGCCCACCCUUCCCUCGCUCCCGCUGCUCCGGUGGUUGGCGGGGCUUCGGCUGAGAGCCCCCCUCCGCCCGGCCUCGCAGCACAGCCAGUCAGCCGUGGACUCGGGGCCGACCCCUCCCUGCGCUGCUUUCGGCUCAGGGCAGCGGGCCGGAGGGACACUGACGACGCCGGGCGCUCUGGCUGCCCUGUGGCCGUGGCCCUGCUAAGGAGGAUGCGAGUGACAGCCAGCGCGUCCUGCCGGGCUCCCAGAGGUGCUGCCGGGACCUGCUUGUCCUCGGGACUGCCUGCGGCUGGGGCGCGGGGGCCUGCGGCAAGCCAGGACUGCCCACCCGCCCGCUCCCGGCUGUCAGCAGCCGAGCGGAGGCUGCGGGACAAGUGGCUUCCCUGGCUCAUGGUUCGCUUUGGAAUCAGUCUCGUGGGAUUUCACUCCGCACAGGUCGGCCCUCAUUAAAGUCGAUCCCGCACGCUGCUGCCUCGUGGGCUGGGGUCCGUGGGGGGCACCAGGGCAGGUUAGAUGUGGCUGCCCCCAGCGUCCCUUUACCCUCAUAGGGCACGUGAGGCCACCUGUCUGGGCAGUGCCAUGGGGCGGCUGGGGACUCGGGUACAGGUGGGGGUUCUCGAUCUGCCCAGCCAUGGGCAGAAGGCAGGCCAUGGCUCCAGUGGGCUCUGGCGGUCACCUCUAGGUGGCUGUCUGCAGCAAGGUACAGCACGGUGCUCUGGCCCCACCUCCCUCAGAAGUGACAUCGAUAGCCUCUCCUUAUUCUCGAGGUUCUGUGUGACUCCCGUGGCUGGUGGUCAGGCCUCAGACCCCUCUGGUGGGGGGCACUUCGGUUCCUUGGGGGCUGGUGUGGACUCCUGAUGUCAAGGUGGGAAGCCAGGUGCCCCAGGGGGUGAGCAGGCAGCGGAGAGAAAGGGGCCAUCGCCUGGGGGCCUCCGUGUGCGUGCGCCGUUUCUGGGCUCUUGGAAGGGAGCUGAAGCCUGGGUUUCAGGGUGGCCUUGCUGUGCGUGGAGGGGCCUGUGGCAAGUGCACUGCACGCCUCUGCCAGGAGGGGUCCCUGCUGCUGGCCUCGGGUUUUGGGGGAACCAGCGUCCGGUGUCACCAGUGCUCGGCCGGCUGCUGGGCCUCUCCUGCUUGUUUCUGGUAGCUGCUGCCAUCGUGCCCAGGACACAGGGUGGCCCAGGAGCAGUUCUCACCUAGGAGGAGCCAGCCCUGCCUCUCCCACCCUGUGACCCUGACUUUCUACAGCCUGGAUUCCAGACCAGGGAAGGGUACGGAGGGGACAGAGGGCCUGCUUCAGGGGAGGCGCAGGGUACGGCCACAGCUGCUCCAGACUCUCCUUCCCCCUGUCCCUGGAUCUCGGACCCUCGGGCUGUCCUCACACACCUGUGCUCCCAGGCUCUGACCCCAAGGCUGGGCGCUGGGAGCACAGACCAACCUGCUCUGGGAGCCACCUGCAGCCUGCACAGCGCCAGCUCCCUCCUGACCGUGCUUGGGGCGCCCUCAUCUCCUGGACCGACCCCAGAGGUGAGGGUCAGCUCGCCCUCACUGUCCAAGUCAGACCUCGGAAACCUGUCAACUUUUUCUAAGAUCAUUCUGAACGUCUUUUCACGUCCUUAUCGGCCAUUUUUCUGUCUUUGGAGAAAUGUCUCUAAAUCUUUUGCCUGUUUUUAAAUUGGGUUAGCUGUCAUUUUGCGACUGAGUCUUAAGAGCUCCUUAUAUGUUCUGGAUAGUAGACUCUAAUGAGGUGUAAGAUUUGCAAAACUGUGCUCCCAUUCUGUGGGCGCCCUUCACUGUGGCCGUGCCCUUCGAAGAACCAGCGUGUUUGAUUUUGAAGAAGUCCAGUUUGUUUUUUCUUUCGUGGCCUGUGCUCUUGCUGUCUUAUCUAAGGGACCAUCACCUAAUCCAGGGUCAUGAAGAUUUAUUGCCAGGUUUUCUUUAAAAGUUUUAUUCUUUU